Oreochromis niloticus (Nile tilapia) is the source of this 2082-nucleotide messenger RNA. Its product is annotated as HLA class II histocompatibility antigen, DQ beta 1 chain-like. The record is from RefSeq and is a predicted model, not a curated record. Lineage: Eukaryota; Metazoa; Chordata; Actinopteri; Cichliformes; Cichlidae. Gene Ontology annotation, biological process: antigen processing and presentation; immune response. The coding region runs from base 658 to 1443 and encodes 261 amino acids. Gene Ontology annotation, cellular component: MHC class II protein complex; membrane. The transcript is spliced from 5 exons.
GACAAUUAAAAUAUUAAAUGUGAGGGGAAAAAUUAAUACAUGUUAAAAACAAACAUUAUGCUGAUGUGAUUAUUCAGAGAGGAAACUGCACAAUAUAUUUACAUACAACACAAUAGAACUGUAAAAAUAUGAGUAUAUGAAAGCAUAACCACACCAAAUAAUUACAUUUGGGUAUUUCCAGUAAUGCAACAAUUAAAAAUAGGGCAGUCACUUUGAAGACUGCAUCUGUUAAAGGCUGUGUAGUUAAAUUGUUUUAGAUAUAUAAUGUCUAUGAUGAAUCAGUUGCAGUUGACUGGAAUAAUUUGUUUUUGCCCACUGAUAUUCCUGUUCUGCCUAAUUACUCCGCUUAAUGUUAAUGUGAAGUUAAGAUUAUCUGCUCAGUUUGUUGUUUCUCACUUUUCCAAAUACAUGAGCGUUUCAUUUGACCCAUUACCAGAACUGGUAGCAGCUGACUUUCAGUAACACUAAAUAGGAGUGGCAAUAACCAGUGUGAACCACAGUCAUUAAUUGUGAGGGAGUUUCCACUGAGCAAAAAGGAAGGUACAUUCUUUCAUCUAGUUGACACACCAUCUUACUUGCAUUCAUUUUCUUCUGUCUAUAUACACCUAAAUCAUACACACCAGAGGCUUCAUUUUUAUAUCCCACUACUGAGGAAAUAUGCGUAUCCAGAAUUUUUAUUUUUACAUGUUUCUUUCUCUCUUCGGUCUAGUUUCCUCAGAUGAGGAUUACUUCCAGUCCAGAGCAUGCUGUACUUUCAAAGGUCCACACUUCGAAGAUAUGGAGUACACACGUAUAAUCAGUUUGAACAAGAUUGCAGUGUUGGAGUACAACCAUACGAGGGGCAGCUGGAUAGGAUUUACACCCUACACAAUAGAAAUUGCAAAAUUUUGGAACCUAAAUCCAUUUGGCACGAGUGAAGCAAAAGCAUUGUGUUCAACCAACCUUGGCUACAUCCAAAUCUUAAGUAAUGUUACAGAUAUACCCACCAUCAGAGUGAAAUCAGUAAAGCAGCAUAGUGGUGGACAUCCAGCCAUGCUUGUGUGCAGUGCUUUCAACUUUUAUCCUAAACAAAUCCGAAUGAUAUGGUUGCGUAACCAAAAGGAAGUUACUACAGGUGUCAGUUACUCUGAAGUGAUGCCUGAUGGAGACUGGUACUACCAGAUUCAUUCUUACUUGGAAUACACCCCAACUCAUGGAGAAAAAAUUACCUGUGUCGUUGAACAUUUAAGCGUCUCUGAGCCAAUACUUGCAAUUUGGGAUCCUACCCUUCCUGUGGCUGCACGAAACAAAAUCAUUGUUGGAAUAUGUGGACUCUUGCUUGGUUUUGUUAUUGUGAGCUCUGGAUUCAUUUAUCACAAGAAAAAGUCUUCUGUAUACAAUGCUUUCUGUCAAGGACGAGUGCUGAUUCCUGUGGAACACCUGCCUACAGAUGGAACAACUUAACAGUCACAACCGAAGCCAUUUCUAUUGUCACUUAAAAUUCUAAUUUUUCACAGUGUAUGAAAAGCUCCUCAGAGAGUGUUGCAGAAUGAUUCCUAAACAUAGAAUUUAGUUUUCAUUUUGCACUUCUGAGUUUCAUCUUAAAGCAGGUCUAUGUUUAACACAAGCCUUCACAUCAUGUUUUCAUGUUUUGUUUGGUGGUGAUGUUGACUGUGAAGGUAUUUCAGUUCAUUUAAAUCCUAAUGUCACCAUUUAUGAUUGUAUUUACAGUAAUUUGUAAAGAUUACCUUGCUCAGCAAAAUAUACAUAUUCUACACUUUUAGAUCUUAUUGAUUUUUUUGUUGGGGGAACCAGGGUAAUCCUAACUUCCUGGUUGAGCUUAAAAUGUCUUCUCAGAUUUCUCUGUAUUAUAUUUCUGUGUUUAGCAGCAUACCUAAUAUAUGUUUGUAUACAGGUAAUAGCAGUUUUAUGGCUGGUUGGGUCUGUAAUGUUCUCCAAAUACUACUAUAGUAAACUAAUGCUUUCAUAUCAAUAUGAAAUCUUGUUAAUAUCUCUUGAUUAUUCAUAUCUGCUAAAUCCUUUUAUGAGUCUUAUUUAUAUUUCAUACUAGUUCUGUCAUCAACAGGAACAGAAAUAUAUAAA